GCUAAAUUUACACUUUAUUAGCAAAAGAAUUACAACAACAAUCUGAAUUUUAUUUAAAAUUUAAUAAUAAUAACGAUCAUAUCUAAGACAAAUAUUAGCAACUUGAUAAGAAUAUCAACAUAGUUUGCCAUUGCCAAAUCAACAAUCCUAAUAAUUUCAGUAUGAAGAUUUAUGUGAUUAUUGACAUGCUCUAAUUUUCUUAUAAAAAAGAUAAAUAUAUCUGAAAUGUUAAUUUUGUAAUAUCCAUCCAGAAAUUUAUUUUGUGUAUCAAAUAAUCCAGAGAUCUUUAACUGUUUUCAUGGAAUCUUGAACCCAUAUCUGGAUCUAAUAAAAGAAGGGAGAAACUUGAUUUUUGGUUUCAGAAGUUUUCCUCGACAUUGAAGAAAAUAUUUUCUGUAUAUCUAGGACAAAUACUAGCAACUUGAUAUUGAAAAUUAAUGUGAUCAUUGACAUACUGUAAUAUUCCUUACAAAAUGGAGAAAUAAAUUUGAAUGUUAAUUUUGAAUAUCCAUCGAAAGUUUUCUUUUGUGUAUGACAAUGUCUGUGAAAUAAUUAAUUGUUUUCAUGGAAUCCUAAACCCGUAGCUGGAUCUAUUAAAAGAAGAAAGAAACUCGAUUUUUGGUCUCAGAAGUUACCUUAAUAUUAGAGAAAAUAUUUUCUUUAUAUUUAUUCAAGUGUUUUCUGCCUAGAAGUAAGUGAUUUUGUUUGUUCUGUUGUUUCUGUUAUCUUUUAUUGAAAUAGAGGUUGAAGAAGGUUGUGGAGUACUGAUAGCCUUUGAUGAAUUUAGGAUGAGAUAGACGUGCACGGAUUCUUCUCAACUCAAGUGAAUGAUUGGACUUCCAUUUGUUUAUAGUGGUUUAAAAUUGAAUUGACCAAAACUACAUAAUAGCUGACAACUGUCUGAUUUGAUUUCUUUUGAAAUGGCCAUGCUGGUUAAUUGGCCACAAUCAGGAUGAUUUCACUUCUGGUAUAGUUUCAGCUUGGAAACGGUGGAAAUUUCAAAUGUUUGUAUUGUUAGGAAGGAAAUGGGUAAAUACAACGGAUUUUAUAUGGAUGACGGUAAAGAAGGUUAAAGUAGUACUAGGUAUAAUUGUUUCUCUCAAUUCAUGUUUGACAGUUUUGUUUGACUUGGAAAGUAGUGAUUUUAUUGGUGUCUGUGGUGCUCGCCUAUCACUUUUUUUUUUCACUAAUCUUGAAGAGCAAAAACGAUAUAACUGUGAUCACUGCCUCAAAUGAAGCCUUGGUAGCAAUAACCAGAAGAGGCAAUCAAUGAGAAAAUUGCUACUCAAUCCAUAGACAAUGAAUUUCAUGAUGCGGAUGAGGCAAACUUACUUGAAGAAGAAGAUAUGCAUGUCUUUGAUUGUAGACCAUUGACAGAUCCCCUUCACCUGGUUUGUUGCAAUGCUUGUAAGAAGCCAAUUAAAGCCAGUCAGUAUUCAGCUCAUGCAGAACGCUGUGGACCAUUGAACUGUAUGAAUGAUGUUCUGGAAAAAGAUGGUGGUUCAAGCCGUAAGAAGCCUCCAAGGAAGGGGAGAAAAUUAAUUCAACCAUCGAAUGGAAAUCUGCAAAUGACUAUUAUAGAGCAAGAGAAGUCUUUAUUGAUGGAUGCCAAUCAUGUUGGUGGUUCUGCAUCAAACAUUGCAUUGGAUAAUCAUUCCAGAGCAAUUGAUGCUUCUGAGAUUACAUCUGGGGGAUGUGAGUUAGAGAAGAAAGCUUCAAGUAGAAGAGAAGUACCUGGCAAUGCUUCAAGUAAAUAUCAAUCUGUGACAAAAUUUGUUGAACAUGGCCUAGUCAAUAAUCAACAUCAUCGAAGAGAAGCCCCAGCUCCACUUGCAUCCAAAAUUUACUACUCACGUGGAGACCAUCGUCUCCGGUGGGAGCUUUGCCACCUUUUCCAUGAAUCAUAUGCAAAAGAGCAUGGCAGAGAUUUUCAAAGUCCAGAAGAAGCACGGGAGAAUGACAUGUUAUCUUCACAGAUCUCCUCUUCUAGUAAAUUGCCUCAUGGAACAGUCAGAGAUGAUGUCGCUCCAAAUUAAGAAAGAUGCAUGCAACUUGGCUGCUGUUCAAAGCCCUGAUCAGAUUCUGGCACAAACUUCAGACCUAUGCUUUGGAAAAUCAAGAUCACCAUCAACUAUAAGCUUCUCAAACCAAUUUUGUUACAUCUUCCAAAACCUUAGGUGCCUGCAGCUGCUGCUUUAGCUCCGGCAGGGAUGAUGAGAACCAGAAUCUUUUGACACCAUACUCCUCAUAGGAACUCAGAUAGAUGAACAACAAAGCUAGCAGAUUGAAUUGUCCGGACCGCUAGCUGUCUCCAUAUUUUGGUUCCUUGAAGAGAUCAUUAUUUUGUAUACCUCCAAGUAAUUGUAAAGAAAUGGUCAGGUGCACAGCAAAAAGGUGGUUUUUGGUCUCUCACUAUUUGGUAUACAAGUUCAAUUUUGUUUACAUUCCCAAUGACCUCAUUCUCAUUGACACUGUAAAUCCAAUUCUGUUAUAUAUAGAAAAAUGAUCUCUGCCUGCA
Molecule: messenger RNA, 2518 nt
Organism: Musa acuminata subsp. malaccensis (wild Malaysian banana)
Lineage: Eukaryota; Viridiplantae; Streptophyta; Magnoliopsida; Zingiberales; Musaceae
Cellular component (GO): SAGA complex
Source: RefSeq, a predicted model, not a curated record